GCCCCUUUUCCUUUGAGGAGGUGUCCAUCUGUUUCACCCCAGCAGAAUGGGACAUGCUGGAUCCGGGCCAGAAAACUCUCUACAGGGAAGUCAUGCAGGAGAACUAUCUGAGCGUAAUCUCUCUGGGCAAACUCUGGAGGCUGGAGAGUUUCGCAAGGGGAUCCCAAGAACAGAUUUCCUUCCCAAAUGAGCUGGCUGAGACAGGGGAUGAUCAGAGAAACGAGGAGGGCGAGGAAUUUGAGCAGCAGCUGCCAGAUCGAGUUCAAGACUUGAAAGAAAACAGUAGAAAUCGAGGCAGACCUAAGAGAAAAGAAGGCAGCAGUAUGGAUGAGAAGAGAGAAGGAAAAAGUUUUAAUGUACAUUUUCCAAAGAAGAGAAUAAUUAAGACAUGUACAUCCACUCAGUGUAGCAAGUACUUCAGAAAUAGAUCACAGCUCCUAGUGCACCAAAGAGUACACAGAGGCAAGAAACAUUUUGAAUGUUCAAACCAUGGAAAAAGAUUCAGUCACAGUAGCACUCUAAAACUGCAUCAGAGAACCCAAACAAGGGAGAAACCUUUUGAAUGUUUGGACUGUGGGAAGAGAUUCAGUCACAGUGGCCAUCUUCAACGGCAUCAGAGAACUCACACAUGGGAGAAAGCUUUUGAAUGCUCAGAGUGUGGAAAGAGAUUCAGUCAGAGCGGCAAUCUUCAACGGCAUCAGAGAACGCACACAGGGGAGAAACCUUUUGAAUGCUCAGAGUGUGGAAAGAGAUUCAGUUGCAGUGGCCUUCUUCAACGGCAUCAGAGAACUCACACAGGGGAGAAACCUUUUGAAUGCUCAGAGUGUGGGAAGAGAUUCAGUCAUAGUAGCAAUCUUCAACGGCAUCAGAGAACUCACACAGGGGAUAAACCUUUUGAAUGCUCAGAAUGUGGGAGGAGAUUCAGUCAUAGUAGCAAUCUUCAACUGCAUCAGAGGACCCACACAAGGGAGAAACCUUUUGAAUGUUCAGAAUGUGGAAAAAAUUUUAGUGUGAGAGGCACUCUAAAACAGCAUCAGAGAACGCACACAGGGGAGAAACCUUUUGAAUGCUCAGAGUGUGGAAAGAGAUUCAGUUGGAGUGGCCAUCUUCAACAGCAUCAGAGAACUCACACAGGGGAGAAACCUUUUGAAUGCUCAGAGUGUGGAAAGAGAUUUAGUAAUAGUAGCCAUCUUCAUCUGCAUCAGAGAACCCACACAGGGGAGAAACCUUUUGAAUGUUCAGAAUGUGGAAAAAAAUUUAGUGAGAGAGGCACUCUAAAACGGCAUCAGAGAACCCACACAGGGGAGAAACCUUUUAAAUGCUCAGAGUGUGGAAAGAGAUUUAGUAAUAGUAGCCAUCUUCAUCUGCAUCAGAGAACCCACACAGGGGAGAAACCUUUUGAAUGUUCAGAAUGUGGAAAAAAAAUUAGUGACAGAGGUACUCUAAAACAGCAUCAGAGAAUGCACACAGGGGAGAAACCUUUUGAAUGCUCAGAGUGUGGAAAGAGAUUCAGUCGGAGUGACCAUCUUCAACAGCAUCACAGAACUCACACAGGGGAGAAACCUUUUGAAUGCUCAGAGUGUGGAAGGAGAUUCAGUCAGAUUAGCCAUCUUCAAGUGCACCAGAGAACCCACACAGGGAAGAAACCUUUUGAAUGUUCAGAGUGUGGAAAAAGAUUCAGUCACAGUGGCACUCUAAAACUACAUCAGAGAACCCACACAGGGGAGAAACCUUUUGAAUGCUCAGAGUGUGGGAAGAGAUUCAGUUUCAGUCGUAGUCUUCAACGGCAUCAGAGAACCCACACGGGGAAAAUCUUUUAAAUGCUCAGAGUUUGGAAAGAGAUUCAGUCGGAGUGGCCAUUUUCAACGGCAUCAGAGGACCCGCACGUGAGAAACCUUUUGAAUGCUGAGAGUGUGGAAAGUGAUUAAGUUGGAGUGGCCAUCUUGAACUGCAUCAAAGAAUCCACACUGGGGAAAUCUUUUACAUGCUCAGAUUGUGGAAAGAGAUUCAGUUGGAGUGGCUCUCUUCAGCUGCACCAGAGAACCCACAUGGGGAAAACUUCUUUGAAUGCAAAGAGAUUCACUUGGCGUGGAUAUCUUCAACAGCAUCUUAAGAAUCCACACAAGGAGAAACUGUGUAACGGCUUAGCCUAUCAAAAGAGCUUUUCUAGAAAGCUUAAAUGUACACAGAAAUUUUACGCUAAACAGGAUGGUAUGUUAAAAAUGGUCAGACUAUGGCAGGAGAUUUAGCCAUGUUUGGAGACCUCAAACACAUCCCACUGUCCCACAUGCUGUUAAAGGGACACCACUUUUUACCUCCAGGCAGUUGGCAACGCUAGAUUAAGCGUUUCUUUAUGUAUCAGAGGACUGCUAAGGAAAAGUCAGAGCUCAUUAAAGAGAUUAUUAUUUGUUGCUAGUAAAUCAGACUUUGUGAAUUCAGAAACCCCAGAUGGGGUAAAAUCUCACAGCUCAGCUAUUAUGGGAGCUUAUAUGGAGCAUAUCUAGGAUUCCCAUUCUACAACCUCUCCACUGUUAUUGGGCUCAAUAUAAAGUGUUGGCUAUUACCCAGAAAGCCCUUCCUGGCCUUGGACACUUGUAAUUGCCAGACUGCCUCUCCCACUCUGUGCCCCCACAACAGCUCCGCUCCUCUGGGUGAGGUCGUCCGCAGCUGCCAGCCUGCAAAUGGGCAAAAUCAGCAACUGCACAUACAGCUGUUGCAGAGCGGCCUGCCGAAGGUCAAGAAACUAUUGAAAACUGAGUGGAUCAAGAGAGCUUUUCUACCCGGGCAGGAGACUCCCAAAUGUCUAAAAUGACUCACAAAGUUAACUUGGAGAAAAUAUUAGGGACUGUGGUCUGUGCUACUGUGUUUAGGGCAGUGAACCUAGGAUCCUACGAAGCAAAUCUUGUAUCAUAUAUUAUUUAAUGUGUCAUCUUAAGACCAAGCCUUUGCUUCAGCUGUGAUUUUAGAUUUCUGAUUGGUUCUACAACCCUAAUCCCUUUGUGUUGUUCAUGGAAUGCUCCUUCUUGUUCAUUAUUUGGACUCACAUCUGUUAGACCUCUCCAAGAGGCCUGCCAUUCAAAAUCCCUGGCAGAGGAGCAGACCUCCUGAAACGUUCUUCAAUAAACAUCCUGAUUUGGCUAUAGAUUAGGAUUUACUUUGGGCCCCAGAUUUGGAAUUCUUUGGGAAAAUUUCUUUUUGCCGAAUAGAAUUAAUUAUAGGCUAUUUCUCAGUUCUUAAUAUCUAGUAUAUUGUGUACUGUUUUGGUAAAUUGUUUAUGCAUUGAAUUGUAUAAAUUGGAUCUUUGUAUUUAGAUUUGUAUUUUUAUUACAUUUUCCCUUGUAUUGGAUUAGAUUUAAUUUUUUUUUUUUU
This is a messenger RNA of Heteronotia binoei (common prickly gecko), 3369 nucleotides long. RefSeq names its product oocyte zinc finger protein XlCOF6-like. Gene Ontology annotation, biological process: regulation of transcription by RNA polymerase II. Gene Ontology annotation, molecular function: RNA polymerase II cis-regulatory region sequence-specific DNA binding; DNA-binding transcription factor activity. NCBI's taxonomy places the organism in Eukaryota, Metazoa, Chordata, Lepidosauria, Squamata, Gekkonidae. The transcript is spliced from 3 exons. The record is from RefSeq and is a predicted model, not a curated record. The coding region runs from base 54 to 1820 and encodes 588 amino acids.